UGGGCGGGGGCAGGCGACGGGCCCAGGAGCGAUGGGCUCCAGUCGCAGCACGGGGAGGUCACAGUGAGUGCGAAGGUUAAGGAAGUGUCCUCAGACAAGAUGCAGCCCACUGCAGUACUGCAGGAACCUGUUGAUUCCUGGCCAGAGCAACUACAGGCCCAUCAUGCGGACAGGCCUCUGGAGGAGUCAGGAGAGAGGGAAACCCCAGGGCAUGGGGACAAGCCACCUCAAGUCCCCAGAGAGGAGCCCCUGCCCCACCAGGAGUCAGAUUCCCCUGAAACUGAGGAGAACUGGGAGCUGUCAGCAGAUGAGCGCUCCUCAGGCUGGUGCCCCAGGCGAGAUCCUUCCCUAGGACCAGGUGCAGGGACCCUGAGGAGAGCUGAGCAGAAUCCUCCUGGAGAAGAGCCUAUAAACCUGGAGCUGCAGAGGACUUCCCCAGGGAGACUGGAAAAGAGGGGCUCCCUGACACCUGAGCCAAGCCAAGUGCAGCUCCGGGAGGUGUUUGAGGACGUGUCUGUGUAUUUCACGCGGAAGGAGUGGGAGCUCCUGGAAGAUGAAGACAAGGUACUUUAUCGGGACCAGAUGCUGAAGAAUUACCAAGCCCUCAUUUCCCUGGGAUAUCGAGGUCCCACACCUGACUUAAUCUGCAACAUUCAGCGAGGACAGGAGGAGCUCUGGGGCUGUGAUGAGGACAGUGGGGAAAUCUCAAGGUCAGAGGACCUGCUGGCAGGAGAUGUCUGGACGCUGAGUAGAGCUGAGGAGCAGGCUCCUGCGCAAGGGUCUGCGAACCUGGAGCCACCACCAACUUGCCCAGGGAGUUUGGGUGAGAUGGACUCCCUGAGACCUCAGAAGAAGCAAUGGCACAAGAGUCAGGCCAGGCCCAAAAAACAGAAGGAGAAUGUAGCAGCAAGCCAGCACCGGCACGUCCACCUGGGGAGGAAGACACAUCACUGCACCGAGUGCAGGAAGAACUUCAUCUGCCGGCAAGACCUGUCCCAGCACCAGUGUGUGCUUAGGGGGGAUCAGCCACACCACAGCACCAAGUGUGAGAAGAGCUUCAGGAAGCCCUCAAAGCUGGCCAGGCACUGGUGCAUGAACACAAGAGAGAAGCUGUAUUGGUGCUUAGAGUGUGGAAAGAGCUUCACCCGAUCCUCCAGCCUGGCGGAGCACCAGCGUAUCCACACAGGGGAGAAGCCACAUCAGUGUUCUGUGUGUGGGAAGAGCUUCACCAGAUCCUCCAGCCUGGCCAAGCACCAGCUUAUCCACACAGGAGAGAAGCCACAUCGGUGCUCUGUGUGUGGGAAGAGCUUCAGCCUAUCCUCCAACCUGACCAAACACCGGCUCAUCCACACAGGGGAGAAGCCACACCAGUGCUCUGUGUGUGGGAAGAACUUCAACCAGUCUUCCAACCUAGCUGAGCACCAGCUUAUCCACACAGGGGAGAAGCCAUAUCCGUGCGUUGUGUGUGGAAAGAGCUUCACCCGAUCCUCCAGCCUGGCUCAGCACCAGCUCAUCCACACAGGGGAGAAGCCACAUCAGUGCUCUGUGUGUGGGAAGAGCUUCAACCGAUCCUCCAACUUGGCUCAGCACCAGCGUAUCCACACAGGGGAGAAGCCACAUCGGUGCUCUGUGUGUGGAAAGAGCUUCACCGGAUCCUCCAGCCUGGCUAAGCACCAGCUUAUCCACACAGGGGAAAAGUCACAUCGGUGCUGUGUGUGUGGAAAGAGCUUCACUGGAUCUGCCAGCCUGGCCAAGCACCAGCUUAUCCACACAGGGGAGAAGCCACAUCAGUGCUCAGAGUGUGGGAAGAGAUUCACCCAAUCAUAUGAGCUGGCCCAGCACCAGCGUAUCCACACAGGGGAGAAACCACAUCAGUGCUCAGAGUGUGGGAAGUGUUUCACCCGAUCCUCUGACUUGGCUCAGCACCAGCGUAGCCACACAGGGGAGAAGCCACAUCAGUGCUCUGUGUGUGGGAAGAGCUUCACCCGAUCCUUUAGCCUGGCUCAGCACCAGCGCAUCCACACAGGGGAGAAGCCACAUCAGUGUUCGGAGUGUGGGAAGAGCUUCACCCGAUCCUCCCACCUGGCUCAGCAUCAGCAUAUCCACAAAGGGGAGAAGCCACAUCAGUGCUCUGUGUGUGGGAAGAGCUUCACCCGAUCCUUCAGCCUGGCUCAGCACCAGCGCAUCCACACAGGGGAGAAGCCACAUCAGUGCUCAGAGUGUGGGAAGUGCUUCCCCCACUCCUCCAGACUGGCCCAGCACCGGUGCAUCCAGAUCCAGCAGCAUCCAUAAUUCUGCCAGCAUGCAGGAAGGUCUUGGGAACGUUUACCCGCUCAGCAACCAUCAGGGUCUGCAUCCCAGCAAAUAGCUUUCUAUUGGUGGACUGCAGCAAGAGUUCACCCAUCGUUCAGCCCUUCAAGGACUGCAGAACCCAAAGGACACAGAGGCUGGCCCCCAAGGUUUGAUGAUGAGGAGGGGUUAAAAGGAAAUGUCUUAGGCAGAGGCCAGCCCAGAUGCUGGAGGAACCUUUGAGAAGAUGAUCUCCAUAAUUGUCCUUUCUGCUGAUACCCACCCCAUGUAUAAAUCCGACCCCCUCCCCUUUCCCUAUAUUACAGCAUUUAAAAUAAUAACCUUGUUACUUCUGA
Messenger RNA from Alligator mississippiensis (American alligator), 2645 nucleotides. RefSeq names its product zinc finger protein 883-like. The record is from RefSeq and is a predicted model, not a curated record. The transcript has 7 exons. The coding region runs from base 100 to 2292 and encodes 730 amino acids. Gene Ontology annotation, biological process: regulation of DNA-templated transcription. NCBI's taxonomy places the organism in Eukaryota, Metazoa, Chordata, Crocodylia, Alligatoridae.